UUCCUCCCUCCGGUCCUUCCUAGGCGUCCAGAGGCGGAAUUAAAAGGUGUCUACCGCGAGCUUUGGUACGGAACGUGAAUGCGAUGUUGUGUUCGGGCUGGGUUUGGGGAGCUGCUGUAGCCUUUGUAAUUGGGUUGCACAUCUCUGCCUGACAGUGCAAUUGCUAAAGGCCAUUGCAGAACUGCCCUGGAGGGAAGGAGAGCCUUCGAUGUGGAAUUACAGUGGUUCUGAGUUUAGACUCCUCUAGUUCUCUACACUUCAUACAGCAAAGAGCUCGGCAUUGCGUCAGAAUUUGUAACUUUAGGGACAGUGACCACCGCUUACGUUGUGCAUUUGAAAACAUUUGGGCUAUCCGAUGAUUAUGGCAUCAAGAAACAUCUGGUGUGUGAGAAGGAACUUUCUCUUUGAUUUAAGGGGCUGGAUGCUCCAAGAUUCAGCAGACGUUUUCCUCAAGUCUGUUUCAUUCAGGCCGUUUAGUGUGGAACGAGACAGUAAAGAGAAGGAGUCUUUGGAGAACGAGGACCUGCUGAACAACUUACUCUCCAUGGGAGUCGAUAUCGACCAGGCAAGGAGACGGCAGCCUGGAGUUUUUAACAGGGCCGUUACAAACGAGCAGGAGCUGAAGAUAUUCCUUCUAUCCAAAGGAGCCAGUGACAAAGUGAUUGGAAGCAUCAUAUCAAGAUAUCCACGAGCCAUAACACGCACUCCUGAAAGUCUUUCAAAACGGUGGGAUCUGUGGAGAAAGAUUAUGGCAUCAGACCUUGAAGUUGUAAAUAUUUUGGAGCGUUCUCCUGAAUCCUUUUUUCGAUCUAAUAACAACAAAAACUUAGAGAAUAAUAUAAAGUUUCUCUGCUCUGUUGGAUUGACUCACAAAUGCCUCUGCCGACUGUUGACCAAUGCUCCCAGAACCUUCUCCAACAGUCUGAAAUUGAAUAAACAAAUGGUUGAGUUUUUGCAGGAGACUGGUAAAUCCUUAGGUCACAACAAUCCCACAGAUUUUGUCAGGAAGAUAAUUUCUAAAAAUCCUUCCAUCUUAAUUCAGAGCACCAAACGAGUGAAAACUAACAUUGAAUUUUUACAGUCAACUUUCAACUUAAACAAAGAGGACCUGCUGCUUCUGAUAUGUGGCCCAGGAGCUAGGAUCUUAGACCUUUCCAACGACUGUACCAAAAAAAACUACUCAAACAUCAGAGAGAGGCUGCUCUCUCUCGGAUGCACUGAGGAGGAGGUGCACAGGUUUGUCCUAAGCUAUCUGAAUAUGAUCUUCUUGUCAGAGAAAAAGUUUAAUGAUAAAAUAGACUGCCUUAUAGAAGAAAAAAUCAGUACUUCACAAAUAAUUGAAAAUCCGAGGGUGUUAGACUACAGCAUAAAUACUUUAAAAACUCGCAUCAGAGAGUUGUCACAUGCUGGGUAUGACUUGAGCACAUCCAGCAUUGCUCUGCUGUCCUGGAGUCAGAAAAGAUAUGAAGCUAAACUGAAGAGAUUAGGUGGAUAGGACUGUGGGGGAGGAGCCGCAGGGAAUCGUACAAGUCUGGCACUGGUUCCAGUUUGGACUUUUUUUUUUUUUUUUAAUAUUUAUUUAUUUAUUAUAUGUAAGUACACUGUAGCUGUCUCCAGACACUCCAGAAGAGGGCAUCAGAUCUCAUUACAGAUGGUUGUGAGCCACCAUGUGGUUGCUGGGAUUUGAACUCAGGACUUUUGGAAGAAGAGUCAGUGCUCUUAACCGCUGAGCCAUCUCUCCAGCCCCCAGUUUGGACUUUUCAAACAGGAGAGAUUUUUUGUUUGUCUAUCUCUUUUAAAAAAAAAUUUUUUUUUUGUUUUUUUGGAUUUGGUUUCAAGACAGGAUUUCUCUGUAUAGCUCUGGCUGUCCUAGAACUCACUCUGUAGACCAGGCUGGCCUCUAACUCAGAAAUCCACCUGCCUCUGCCUCCCAGAUUGCUGGGAUUACAGGCGUGCGACACCACUGCCCAGCUUGUUUUAAUAAUUUUUUAAUUUAUUUUUUUUAAAAUAAAAAUUUGAAAAUA
Apodemus sylvaticus (European woodmouse) is the source of this 2024-nucleotide messenger RNA. Its product is annotated as transcription termination factor 1b, mitochondrial. Lineage: Eukaryota; Metazoa; Chordata; Mammalia; Rodentia; Muridae. Gene Ontology annotation, molecular function: double-stranded DNA binding. Gene Ontology annotation, cellular component: mitochondrial matrix. The record is from RefSeq and is a predicted model, not a curated record. Gene Ontology annotation, biological process: termination of mitochondrial transcription; regulation of DNA-templated transcription. The transcript has 2 exons. Bases 356 to 1495 code for a protein of 379 amino acids.